CAUAUCUGGAGGUUAAAGUUGAAAGGUCAUGUUGUCAAGUUUGCCUCAGCCUUCAAUAAACAUGGCGGAGACUGACCAGCAGUCAGGUGCCCCUGCAGAAGAUGACAGUCCUGCUGCUUAUGCCAACUUCAACUUCCAACUGCCGAAGAAGCAGAUCAGCAUGGUGCCUGACAUGGGCAAAUGGAAGAGGUCUCAGGCGUAUGCGGAUUACAUAGGUUUCAUUCUGACUCUGAACGAGGCGGUGAAAGGCAAGCAGCUCACGUGUGCAUACCCAUGUUCAGAGACAGUGAAGAAGUUGCUGUCACUCCUGGGAACCUUAGAUCGCUGGAUAGAUGAGACCCCCCCUGUGGACCAGCCCUCCCGCUUUGGCAAUAAGGCUUAUCGCACCUGGUACGCCAAACUAGACCAGGAGGCCGAGACUCUGGUCUCCGAUAUUCUACCGUCUAACCUCAGCGCUGCAGCUCCAGAGAUUGCUGUGUACCUGAAAGAAGCUGUGGGAAACUCCACCAGGAUUGACUAUGGCACAGGUCAUGAAGCUGCCUUUGCUGCGUUCCUCUGCUGUCUUUGCAAAGUUGGGGCUCUCCGGGUGGAAGACCAGUUGGCGAUAAUUUUUAAAGUCUUUGACAGGUAUCUCCAAGUGAUGCGGAAACUGCAGAAGACCUACAGAAUGGAGCCAGCGGGGAGCCAAGGAGUGUGGGGGCUCGACGACUUCCAGUUCCUACCCUUCAUAUGGGGCAGCUCUCAACUCAUAGACCACCCCACCCUGGAGCCCCGGCACUUUGUGGAGGAGAAGGUGGUGAAUGAGCACCACCAGGACUACAUGUUCCUGGAAUGCAUCAAGUUCAUCAACGAGAUGAAAACAGGACCCUUUGCUGAGCACUCCAACCAGCUCUGGAACAUCAGUGCUGUGCCCACCUGGGCCAAAGUCAACCAAGGCCUGAUACGAAUGUACAAAGCUGAAUGUCUAGAGAAGUUCCCUGUCAUCCAGCACUUCAAGUUUGGCAGCCUGCUUUCCAUCCAGCCUGUGAAACCGUGAAUGACUGCAGGAAGAGCCAAUCAGAGAGCACAACCAAAGCUCAACCUCAGAACAAACUACCCACCCCCCACCACCUCCACAAUCACAAGGCCCAAUAUUUACCUACUGCUCAAACUAAUAGAUGUGCCUACAUUCGAAAUCCUUCUUCAAUACCAAGUCAACAUGGCUGUUACUCAGUUAAAAGAUGAAUUUCUUAUAGAUGUAUUUUCUAUGUUCCCCCAAGCUGGAAAUCGAAAGAAUCAGUUUAUGGUGUUCUAGGCCGAACUAUAGCCCAUGACGCAAUAAUAAUUAUGUGCAUUUUCAUGAUCUACAACAUUCAUAUUUAUUUAUGUAAAUACAUAUGAGGAGUAAAGCUUGCCUAAAUCUAGAUACAGGCUUGGGUUUGGUUUGACAUGUGGGAAACAAAAGCCGGUUUAUUAAUAUCCCUUUCAUUUAGAUUGUGUAAUGAUAUUUGACAAAUGGAUGCUUAGAGUUGCGUGUGCAUUUAUCUCGAAAACGAGUGUUUAGCGUGGCUUUAUUGACUUGGUCAUUGUUUGUCAAAGUUGCUGGACCCUUCUUUUGCUGUGAAUGCGAGUUCGUUUUGCACCGAUGUCAUUUCGUCACUGUACGCCAUUAAUAACCCGUUGACCAUUUUAAUCUUAAUGUAAUGUUUUAUUUUUGCUGCGGUUGAAUUCAUACUGCUAAUCGUCUAGGCAGUACGACCAAGAAACACCUGGGGGGAAAAAGGUAUACAGAGAAUGUGUGUCGUAGUCUUCCAUUCGAAAACGAGACAUUUGAUUCACAUAAAGCAGCGCUGGAGGAAGCACACUUGAUGACAACCAGGUUUCAUAUGUAAAUAAAUGGCUUUAAAUUGG
This is a messenger RNA of Electrophorus electricus (electric eel), 1890 nucleotides long. RefSeq names its product protein phosphatase 2 phosphatase activator (gene ptpa). The record is from RefSeq and is a predicted model, not a curated record. Gene Ontology annotation, molecular function: protein tyrosine phosphatase activator activity; peptidyl-prolyl cis-trans isomerase activity. Gene Ontology annotation, cellular component: protein phosphatase type 2A complex; nucleus; cytoplasm. Gene Ontology annotation, biological process: mitotic spindle organization. Lineage: Eukaryota; Metazoa; Chordata; Actinopteri; Gymnotiformes; Gymnotidae.